AUGUCAACAUUUAAUGUGUGGUGGACAUCAUUAUACGCCCUCCUGCUCGUCCUUGUUCUCUUCCACUCUCAGCUCUGCUUUGCAGCUAGUGAUAACCCCGCCUGCGAUGCCGUACCGAACCCCAGCCGUUUGGACUGCCAUCCUGAGCCUAUGGCGACAGAAGCGGAGUGCCUCCGUCGUAACUGCUGUUGGAGUCUCGUUGACCGCGAUCGCACAAUUGCUUGCUACUUUCCAGCUAAUUACCCCACGUACAAACCUACUGGAAAAAUUACUAGAUCUGGUUGCGGCCUUUCUUUAUCCGCAAAAAGACUGCCUGGUGCUUACUCUGUGCCUCCAGACCCAAUAGAUGAAGUGAAUCUAAAUAUCGCCUUUGAAACAGAUACGCGUGUUCGAGUUCGCAUCACCGACUCUCAUGCAGAGCGUUGGGAACCGAAAUUAGAACUUGAUCCACCAGAUCCACUGUGUCCGAGAGAUAUGAAGUAUUCCGUAGCUGUGGAUAUCAAUCGAUUGGGUUUCAGUAUCUCGCGUGUAGAAGACCAAGGCAAGGAUGUGGUUCUCAUAGAUUCCACUAGGCUUAUGGCCAGCGCCUUCGUUUAUGCCAAUCAGUUUCUCCAAAUGGCUUUCAAAGUACGCGCCAUUCAUGGGUACGGAUUGGGAGAGAGGGAGGACUCAUUCCCCAUCGAUAUGCAUGAGUGGAAAAGGAUGGUGUUCUGGGCUAGGGAUGACAUACCUCGGCCAAAUGCCAAUCUCUACGGCGUUCAAAAUUUCUUUCUUGGAUUGUCUCCUGACGGCACGGCAUUUGGAAUGUUUUUCUUAAAUAGCAAUGCCAUGGAGGUGACGAAACAGCCUCUUCCAUCACUCACCUUCCGUACAACUGGCGGGAUUCUCGAUUUCUUCGUUUUCGUCGGUCCAACACCAAAUGAGGUAGUAGCUCAAUACUACCAGCUGAUUGGCCACCCACCGGUACCACCUUAUUGGGCUCUGGGCUUCCAGCUCUGUCGGUAUGGCUACACCGGAGUAGAGGAAAUUCGUGAAACCGUUGAAAGAAACCGCAAGGCGGGUAUCCCACAAGAUGUGCAGUGGUUAGAUAUUGAUUAUAUGGAUGGCUAUCGAGAUUGGACGCUGUCGAAAAAGGACGAAUUCAAGGGCUUGACACAGUUCUUUCACACCGAACUACGAGAAAAGUAUGGUCUUCGGACAGUGAUCAUCGUCGACGUAGGCAUUCCCACUCAGGCUGGCGAUGACUACGCACCAUACCAGAAGGGUUUAGCUUCUGGAGUCUUCAUCAACGAUAGUCGAACAGGGAAACCUCUUAGAGGACUGGUAUGGCCAGGUGAGACAGUGUAUCCUGAUUUCACUAAAAAUGAAACUCUUCAAUGGUGGUAUGAGUGUGCAAGAGACUUUCAAAAGCAGUUUCCAUACGAUGGUCUCUGGAUCGAUAUGAACGAGCCAUCCAAUUUUGUUGACGGAUCCAACCAAGGUUGCGACCACUCCAGUCGACUAGACUACCCUCCCUACACUCCACAGAUAUCCGGAGGCACUCUUUUCUUCCGAACUAUCUGCCCAUCAGCUCUUCACGCUAAUGGUGUUACACAUUACAAUCUCCACAAUUUGUACGCUCUCGAUGAGGCUAGAGCCACUCACAGAGCCUUGCAACGCAUCUUCCCAGGAAAACGGACUUUUAUACUUACUAGGUCCUCGUUUGCAGGAGCGGGGAGGUACACAGCGCACUGGUCUGGAGACAUCACUUCAACAUGGAGUGAGAUGGCUGCCUCAAUCCCUCAGAUGAUCAACUUUAACCUCUUCGGAAUGCCAUUCUUUGGAGCAGACAUCUGUGGUUUCGUGGACAACACCACUGAGGAGCUUUGCGUCCGGUGGAGUCAAUUAGGUGCAUUUUACCCCUUUUCACGAAACCACAACACCCUUGGUGCGCGACUUCAAGACCCCGCCGUUUGGUCCAUUCGAGCCCGAAAGGCGAUAGCUAAAGCACUCGAUAUGCGCUACCAAUUGUUGCCUUACCUGUACACCCUCCUUCAUGGGGCGAAAAAUCAUGGGAGAAUGGUGGCUAAGGCUCUAGCUUUUGACUACCCCAGUGAUCUGGCAACCCAUCACAACGCCAGACAAUUCCUCCUCGGUUCUUGUCUCAAUGUCGCCCCAGUUUUAGGCGAGGGAAUGGACUUCACACCUCUUUACCUACCCCAGGGAGAAUGGGUAGAGUUCUCAAGUUUGGAGCGCUAUCGUUCUCAGGGCAAAUUCUAUCCCGUUCCUGCACCUCUUGACAAGAUCCCAGUGUUCUACAAAGCUGGGUGUAUCUUACCAAUGCAUCCAUCCGGAGCAAUCAACACUCAGGAAGGUAGGAAGAUGGGUAUUGGUGUCACUGUAGUGCUAUUAAACGGAACGGCGUGUGGAGAAAUGGUGUGGGACGAUGGAGAGACAGAAGACGGCGAAGUGUUGAAUGUCACAUUCCGUGUCUCACAACAGAAACUGACAGCAAAAGCGAGUGUCAGCCAAGGAACCAGAGAGGGCCCAAUAGGACCGGUGCCCCUGGCAUUUGUUCGGAUAUUCGGCAUCACACGCAAGCCCUCAGCCGUCAGCAUCAAUGAUGCACAGAGCUCUUUCAACUUCGACUCCAAAACCGAACAGUUAAUCGUGACUAAAUCACCUCAGACCAUCGAUCUAAAAGAGUCGUGGAACCUUGUAUGGAGCUAG
Hydatigera taeniaeformis is the source of this 2709-nucleotide messenger RNA. The record is from the annotation of a GenBank genome assembly. Lineage: Eukaryota; Metazoa; Platyhelminthes; Cestoda; Cyclophyllidea; Taeniidae.